Protopterus annectens (West African lungfish) is the source of this 3160-nucleotide messenger RNA. It is a transcript of the gene USP5, whose product is annotated as ubiquitin specific peptidase 5. The transcript has 20 exons. Bases 80 to 2656 code for a protein of 858 amino acids. NCBI's taxonomy places the organism in Eukaryota, Metazoa, Chordata, Ceratodontiformes, Protopteridae. Gene Ontology annotation, molecular function: cysteine-type deubiquitinase activity; protein binding; zinc ion binding. The record is from RefSeq and is a predicted model, not a curated record. Gene Ontology annotation, biological process: protein deubiquitination.
ACAUUCUAGGUUUCCCUCCCCUUGCCUUUUAUGAGUCUCCGCCCAUUAUCACUCGGAAUCUGUCAUCUUCCGCUUCGUCAUGGCGGAGCUCAGUGAGACAGUGUUGUUAUCAGUGUUGCCAAGUAUCCGUGUUCCCCGGUCUGGGGAUCGUGUCCAUAAGGACGAAUGUGCUUUUUCUUUUGACAACCCGGAGUCGGAAGAUGGGCUUUACAUCUGUAUGAACACAUUCCUGGCCUUUGGCAAGCAGUAUGUGGAGCGACAUUAUCAAAAAACAGGCCAGAGAGUUUACCUGCACAUAAAGCGCAUUCGGAAACUAAAAGAAGAUGACAACUCUAGCAUAGGAGACCCACCAAAGAAGAAGCCAACCCGUCUUGCUAUUGGUGUUGAGGGAGGCUUUGAUGUUACAGCACAACAGUUUGAAUAUGAAGAAACCGUUGACAUGUUCAUCUUACCAGAGCACUUGUUCAUCCCUCGAGAUGGCUUCUCAGGCUUACCAGAUGUUGUCCGGGAGAGGAUAAGUGCCUCUAUAGACGCCAUUUUAGCAGCUGACUCUGCUUCUCGGAAACAGGAGAUCGAGGCAUGGGAUGGCGAGGUGCGUCAAGUCUCAAAACAUGCUUUCUCACUGAAGCAGUUAGAUAACAGCCUGCGUAUCCCUCCAUGUGGUUGGAAGUGCAGUAAAUGUGACCUAAAGGAAAACCUGUGGGCAAACUUGACGGAUGGUGCCAUUCUAUGUGGUAGGCGUUACUUUGAUGGCAGUGGUGGCAAUAACCAUGCUUUGGAACAUUAUAAGGAGACUGGCUAUCCUUUGGCAGUAAAACUAGGCACCAUUACUCCUGAUGGGGCAGAUGUGUAUUCAUAUGAAGAGGACGAUAUGGUGCUCGACCCCAACUUGGCAGAACACCUCUCUCACUUUGGAAUUGAUAUGAUGAAAAUGCAGAAGACUGACAAGACAAUGACAGAACUGGAAAUUGAUAUGAACCAACGGAUCGGGGAGUGGGAGGUAAUCCAGGAAUCAGGGGUGCAGCUGAAACCUCUCUAUGGUCCUGGCUACACAGGAAUAAAGAACCUUGGAAACAGUUGUUACCUCAAUUCUGUGGUGCAGGUCAUCUUUAGCAUUGAGGACUUCCAGAACAAGUACGUUGGACAGUUGGAGAAAAUUUUUAAUGGCGCUCCAUCGGACCCAACACAGGAUUUCAACGUUCAAGUAGCCAAGCUAGGUGACAGCCUGCUUUCAGGUGUAUAUUCAAAACCCUCAACAGAGAAUGUAGCAGGUGAUGAUGAUCUGACUAUGGAAGAGAAGGGUGAACAAGAAGGAAUUGCUCCUCGCAUGUUCAAAUCUCUUAUUGGCAAAGGGCACCCUGAAUUUUCUACAAGCCGACAGCAGGAUGCACAGGAAUUUUUCUUGCACUUUAUCAACAUGGUGGAGAGAAACUGCCGGAGCUCAUCAAAUCCAAAUGAAGCAUUUCGUUUCCUGGUAGAGGAGAGAAUUAAGUGCAUAGCGUCUGAUAAGGUGAAAUACACUCAGCGAGUCGAUUACAUCAUGCAGCUGCCAGUACCCAUGGAAGCCGCUGUUAACAAAGAGGAAAUUGCAGAAUAUGAGUUGAAGAAACGGUUAGCAGAAGAGGAAAAGACUGCACCUCCAGACCUGGUCCGUGCCAAGGUACCCUUUGCAUCAUGUAUUGAAGCGUUUGCUGAACCAGAACAAGUGGAUGACUUCUGGAGCACUGCCUUACAGGCAAAGUCUGUCGCUGUCAAGACAACUCGAUUUGCUUCCUUCCCUGAUUAUCUGGUACUUCAAAUUAAGAAGUUUACAUUUGGAUUGGACUGGGUACCAAAGAAGCUUGAUAUUUCUAUUGACAUGCCUGAUGAGCUGGACAUCACCAUGCUGCGAGGGACAGGGUUGCAGCCCGGGGAAGAGGAGCUUCCAGACAUCGCCCCACCCCUUGUCACCCCUGAUGAACCUAAAGGUAGCCUUGGUUUCUAUGGCAACGAAGAUGACGACUCCUUCUGCUCCCCUCACUUCUCCUCUCCAACAUCUCCAAUGCUGGAUGAAUCUAUUGUCAUUCAGCUGGCAGAAAUGGGAUUCCCUAUGGAGGCCUGUCGAAAAGCAGUUUACUACACCGGAAAUGCUGGAGCAGAAGCUGCCAUGAACUGGGUGAUGUCCCAUAUGGAUGAACCAGAUUUUGCCAAUCCACUAGUACUGCCUUUCUCUAGUGGCCCAGGAUCAACCAGCACAACAGUUGAGCCCCCAUCAGAAGACAGUGUUGCCACAAUCAUCUCCAUGGGUUUUUCACGGGAACAGGCGAUGAAAGCAUUGAAGGCCACUAGUAACAAUUUGGAGCGGGCCGUUGACUGGAUAUUUAGCCACAUAGAUGACCUGGAUGCAGAAGCAGCUAUGGAUAUCUCAGAGGGGCGAUCGGCUGCAGACUCUGUCUCAGAAUCUGUUCCUGUUGGACCAAAGGUUCGGGAUGGACCUGGCAAGUACCAGCUAUUUGCUUUCAUUAGUCACAUGGGCACCUCAACAAUGUGUGGCCACUAUGUUUGUCAUAUCAAGAAGGAAGGAAGGUGGGUAAUCUUCAAUGAUCAGAAGGUUUGUGCUUCAGAGAAACCACCCAAAGACCUUGGCUAUAUUUACUUCUACCAGCGGCUUAGCUAGGACGAGGUCUGCCCACUACAGGCAAUAUUUAUUGUUUAGUUCAGAUUUAAAAAGCACCCUUUCCAAAACUGAACACAAGUGCUGUGGCUCGAAAAUGGUCACACACAGCAAGGUAACCAUCACAAGGACUUCCAACAUGAGGAAGGUGUAUAUUGUAAAAUGAAUGGAAAGAGAAGUUAAGCACAGCUGACUGAAGACUUGCUGUGUGCGUGCACAGUGUAUUUAUGCGAGUGCAGUUUGUGCACAAUAUUCCUCUACCAACAUGGAGCUGCUGACUCGGUAGUGCUUUGCUUUCUGCUGUGUCUCGGACUGUGGCAUUGCUGACAAAGAAGACUUUUCCAUUGUCCAUGUUUUGAAGCCUGAUAAGAGUGGGAGAAGCAGUAAAAUCAGAACAAGCCUUAAUGUUUAUGGCAAUUACAUGUUGCAUAAGGAGCCACAAAACAUCAACUAUAAAAACUAUAAAAUGAAAAAAGUAAAAAAAUAAAUGGAUUUCUGUUAAGUGUU